AUGGGUGGAGGUAACAAAAGUGUCAACCAAGGAGGUCUAGGCAUAAGAAGGAUCAAAGAUGUGAAUACUUGUUUACUACUCAAAUGGUGGUGGAAAUUUGGGAAUCAAGUCAAUGCACUCAGGAGGAGGGCUAUCUGCAGCAAGUAUAAAAUUGAGGAAAAAUGUUGGCAUCCUCCACUAAGAUCACAUUAUAAGCGCUCUAGAAUGUGGACUGACAUUAUCUCCAUUGGGGCCUAUAGCAGGAAUAUCUUCAACUUCUACUUGGAUAAUUGUCUACUUAAAGUGGAGAAUGGGUCCAUAAUCAGAUUUUGGCAUGACAAGUGGUGUGGAGGCCUUUACUUCAAGUCAGAAUUCCCUCUUCUUUACAAUCUUUCUACUGACAAGAAAGGUUCCCUUCAUUAUUUCUUUCAUAGGAAAUCUAGCUUAGAUCUUUGGAAUUUUCCGUAUAGAAGAGUGCUAUAUGACUGGGAAUUACUUGAAGAAAUCAGACUUGUUAAUGUCUUAUCCUCAUCUCCUUCUCUAUGUCUUGACAGUGUGGAUUGUCGAGUUUGGGCUAAUGGUUCUUUCUCUGUCUCUGCCCUUUAUUCUUUCAGCAGCUCUCAGCUUGGCCUUGAACUUAGAAUUAGUAAGUUUGUCUGGUGUAAUGCUUUACCCCCCAAAGUUCUCUUUUUUGGUUGGCUGGCUUGGAAAAAUACAAUCAAAUCUGUAGAGUUUUUGCACAGAAUUAGCAUUUUAAGCAGCAGUGUAUCCUUCCUUUGCCCAUUCUGUAGCACUGAAGUUGAAUCUGCUCUUCAUGUAUUGUUGCACUGCCUUUUCUCCUGGUUUAUCUGGUCUUCGGUGAUUUACGAUUGGGGUUUUAAUUGGUGUAUUCAAGGAUCAAUGGAAGGUCUUUUCAACUAG
Molecule: messenger RNA, 900 nt
Organism: Camellia sinensis
Lineage: Eukaryota; Viridiplantae; Streptophyta; Magnoliopsida; Ericales; Theaceae
Source: RefSeq, a predicted model, not a curated record